Molecule: messenger RNA, 526 nt
Organism: Staurois parvus
Lineage: Eukaryota; Metazoa; Chordata; Amphibia; Anura; Ranidae
Source: the annotation of a GenBank genome assembly
GGUGCGCUGUGUCCCUUGGACAUAGCGGAUCACCAAUCACGGAAAGAGUCGAAAAUGUCGGCUCGGUCAUGUGAUCAGCUGUGUCCAAUCACAGCUGAUCACAUGGGACAUGUACACUGAUCAUCAGGGCACUGAUGAUCAGUGUGCCCUGAUGAUCAGUGUAGCCCCAGCAGUGCCACCUGUCAGUGUCCAUCAGUGCCAGCUGUCAUUGUUCAUCACUGCCUCGUGCCAGUGCCCAUCAAUGCCACAUAUCAGUGCCUACCAGUGCACAUCAAUGCCACAUAUCAGUGCCCAUCUGAGCUGCCUUUUAGUGUCACCCAUCAGUGCCAGUCAGUGCCCCCUAUCAGUGCUGCCAACCAGUGCCACCUAUCAGUGCGCAUCAGUGCCAUGUAUCAGUGCUGCCUUUCAGUGCCCAUCAGUGAUGCCUGUCAAUGCCCAUCAGUGCCACCUAACAGUGCCUCCUCAUCAAUGUCCAUCAGUGCAGCCUAUCAGUGCCCAUCAUUUCAGUCUCAUUUGCGCACAUCAG